Messenger RNA from Lethenteron reissneri (Far Eastern brook lamprey), 5091 nucleotides. RefSeq lists its product as uncharacterized. NCBI's taxonomy places the organism in Eukaryota, Metazoa, Chordata, Hyperoartia, Petromyzontiformes, Petromyzontidae. The record is from RefSeq and is a predicted model, not a curated record.
GACGUCACCGCUACUUGCGAAUGGCGGCUGCUGUUGCUGGGAGGUAGUUGAGGGUGGUGAGAGUGAGUGUGGUGAGGGUGGUGGUGAUUGUACCAACUUCUACACUGCAGAGUAUUCACACCGCUAAAGCACUCACUCUCAACGCAAUCACAAGCUGCAUUUUAAAGGUCUGAAUUUUGAAAGUCACAAUUUCACGGUGCAGCCCACACGAGAAUGCCCCCCGGUAUGAAAGCGCUUUGGCUCGCCGAGUGUUACGCGGUGGGAGCGGCAGCGGCAGGCGACUGAUUAUUGUACACUUCGAGAGUGAGGCGGGGUAAUGUCGCCUCCAGGCAGCUACGGCAUUGCCUACACAUUCAGUGACCGGUCAGUCGCCCAGUCGCGCUGCUGCUGCUGCUAUCGCUGGGUAUUGGAGGCGACCCCACGUCCCUCCUGCGUCUCUCCAGCAGCAGCAUCAUCACAGCUGAGAGGAGGAGGUGAGGUUGUCUCUCUCGCCCUGCUCACGGAGACUGCGUCCCUGGGUCCCCACCGCGAUUCUCGGGGUUCCAUUUGGUUCAUCGACUCCUCGUGUCGAGGCGUCUCUCUGUGUGAGAGUCUCUGCCUGUGACGGUUACACUCGUGGUCUACGUGUCUCUGUGUCUAUCACUCUGUGUGUCUGUGUGUGUAUCACUGUGUGUCUAUGUGUGACUGUGUCUGUGUAUGACUGUGUGUCUAUCACUAUAAACAUUCUGCGAUUCUCGCCACAGCAAAGUGGAGGGUCGCCUCCUGCUCUCGGGAGCGGUGGUUGAGCCCGUGACGGAAACUCCACAUUGCCCUGUCGGGGGCCAGACUCUCUCCUCUGUAGGGCCACCCCCAGUCGAUUCGAACAAAGUGGUACCCAAUUUAUCCGCCACGACUGGGAUCUGUGCCACUUCGGGCUGGGAGGCUGCGUCCGGGUGGAACUUCCGCGGGUUUCUCAAUGCGCUGGUGAAUUCACUCGCAGCCAGUUGGCUGUGUGGGUGAUGUUGUUGUCUGUGGGGAGCGGUGGUGCAGCGGUUAGCGCGCUGCGCUACGAACCCAGUGUCCCGAGUUCGAUUCCCGCUCACGGUCAACACCAGUGACGAUCAUCUGACCCGGACCUGGGCUUCUCCUAGGUCGACUCGGCCUCAAAUGAAUACCUGGUGCGUUGUGUAAACAUCGCCACUGGGGAGACAAAGGCGGCCGAGCGUGGUGUUGGCCACCCACCCACUCGUGUACCGUUCUGGCCUUCAUAGGUGCUCCUCGCUAACAGCACUUGCCUCUACAGUCUGUUCAGGCUACACGGGGCAUCUUUGUCUUCAUCUCUGUGGAGUCGUUCACUGCAAAGGCAGUCGACUCCGCCUCUUAACGCCACCAGUCAUCAGUGACGUCACGAGUUCCUCAUUCUGCUUCUUCCCUCCCACUGGAGAGAAGUCACUUAAGGACAUGGUGGGAAAUCCCCCCCUGCCUACUCAGCAUCGGGGUUACCAGAGUUGAGCAGCGUCGACCGCCUUGGCAGUGAAUUGCAACCAUCACACACACACACCACCACCCCAUACACACCACCACCACUCACACACACCACCACCCCACACACACCACCACCCCACCACACAUACACACCACCACCACCCCACACACACCACCCCACCACACACACCACCACCCCACACACACCACCCCACCACACAUACACACACACCACCACACAGUAACCACCACCACAAAGCAACCACCACCAAACACCACCACCCCACACGCACACCACCGCCCCGUUACCCCAUGGCACCUGCUGGGUCUGUCCCGUGACCUGCCAGCAGCGAGCCUUUGACACUUCACGUGGUAGCCUGAAAGUGCACCUAGCCUGGCACAGGCGCCUUGGUGACGUCAUCGCCACUUGCGAAUGGCGGCUGCUGUUGCUUGGAGGUAGUUGAGAGUGGUGAGGGUGGUGAGGGUGAUGAGAGUGAGGGUGAUGAGGGUGGUGGUGAGGAUUGUACCAACUCCGACACUACAGAGUAUUCACACCGGUACAGCACUCACAACACAAACACGAGUAAGUCCACUGCCAACGCCAUCACAAGUUGUAUCUAGACGCUGUCCAGGUCACAGCGCAGCCCACACGAGAAUGUCCCCCCCCCCCCUUGAGCGUGUUCGAGCGUCCGAGUGUCACGCGGCGACAGCAGCAGCAGCAGGCGACUCUGAUUGGACACUUGGAAAGUGGAGGCACCCCCCGCCCCUCCCCCGCCCCCGUGCCAAAGCUGCCACCGCUAGCCCAGUGACGUCACGCCUCUUUAAAGUUUUCGAAAAAGUCGCGUCUUGGUUGCUGCUGCUGCUAUCGCCGGGUAUUGGAGGCGACCACACGUCCCUCCUGCUCCUGCUGCUCCUCUACCACCACCAGCAGCACCACCAGCAUCACCACAGCUGAGAGGAGGAGCAGACAGAGCCAACCAUGAAGCUGGUCCUCAUCCCAGUGUUCAUCUCCCUUCUGGAUACGGCAUUGGCUGCGAUGCUCCAGAUCACUCUUCCGCAGAGUCUGUCUGUGAGGGAGGGAGAGAACGUGACUCUUCCCUGCUCCUUCUCCCCACCGGCAACCCACCUGGACCAUAUCAUCAUCCAGUGGUUCUGGAUGCCCAGACGCUACGCAGAGAACAUGACGAGAAGAGAGAUGAAGAAGAUUUAUCAAACGAGGGAUGAGAAAAAGGACUUCAGUAUCGUUAGGUCUGUGGGAGACGUGCUGACGGGAGACUGCUCCAUCGGCAUCCCCAACAUCUCCAGUAGCCUCGGCCCCGUGGCUCUGUGCCGCAUCGACUGUCGCCGAUGCAACGCGGAGAACAACGAGGUGCAAGGGGAGGUGCUGCUGGACGUGAUGCCUGCAGCCCCACAGUCAGACGGUGGGGGCGUGAGUGACGCUACCCUCGCCCCUCGAGAGGAGACCUCACUCAAUGGAGUGUUGGUGGCUGCCUACGUCCUGGUUGCCGUCCUCUUCGCCAUCUCCGUCAUCAUCUUCGUCUUCAUCUGGAUGAAAUGCCGUCGGUCUUCAGGGCUCUGCCCCCCCUCACGCAGUGGCGGUGGGAAUGCAGACGUGCCUGGGGACGUGCGUGGGGACGUGAACGGGCAGCUGCUGAUGAACGGACACGAAGAGAAAAAACAAAAUGUAUUGGAGAUCGUGGCCGCUUGAUAAUGUUCAGGGCAGCUCUCUGCCCCACGUGGAGCGGGUCGCACACACACACACACAGGGCGCUAGUUCGGUACAAACUGCCCGUGUGCCACGGGUUCCACGUUUUGUUUGAAACCUUAGACCAUCAUGCCUUUGCCACCUCUUGCCUUGACAACCAUAACUCUCGACCGGAUAUCUCUCGUGUGUCUCCAACUCCAUCACCUCUUUAUCCUGGAAUUCUCAGUGUCCGUGAACGAAACCACAUGACCCCAAUCCUGAAAUUGCUUCAUCAGGUCCCGAAUCUGUUUGAGGUGAACUUGAUAGUGGGCACCACCGUGGCGAGAUGUUAACUACCUCGCCUGCUAUACAGGAGAUCGUGGGUUCGUGUGAUGGUGAACGCGUGGUGGUGAACGCGUGAUGGUGAACACACGAGCGCUGUGCGUGAGACCCAGAGUGAACGUGUGAUGGUAAAUGUGCCGUCAAACCCGCCACCACCUAACACAGCCAGUUAGUAAGGUUGGUGGCGGCUUUAACGACUCAUUUAUACGUCUACGUGAGCUAACCCAAAUACACAGUGUUAUGGAUGACAUUGGUCACGAUGGCCAACGUGUUAAACGGAGCCUGAGACUCUACCCCUAUCUCGUGAGAUAUCUCUCUCACCUGGCUCAACAAAUCAAUUCUUAAUUUAUUAAAAUCGUAAUUACCAUUCGUGAUAAUGGAAGAAUCGCGAGGGGGGUGGGUGGGGUCUGAUUGACUGACACCCGUGCGUCGCUCUCAUUGGCUGAGCAGCUUGUGGGCGGCAACGUUAAGCGCUUUGUAGUUUUUUAGAUUUUUUUUUCCCCAGUAAACAUUUUCUCUCCAGGCAUCCUACCGGUGGGUCGCGCUCAGUGAGGUCAGCCUGUGGUGUGGAUUUGUUGAGAGCAGGGCCGGAUUAAUGUUCUUGUUCGGCCCUCGGCACUUGAGUUUCGUCGGCACUUUAAGCGAUAACUCUCUACAGAUGCUGCUGCCCCAUGUGACGACCACCGCUGACACUCCACUCGCUUCACGCGUUGCUACUUCGUCCAGCCGCUGGACAGAUGUCGUUAGUGCUGGCAGGUUCACGAUUUAGUUUGUGCCCUCAUUCGAUAGGAGGGUGCGGCUGUGUGCCGCAGAUAAACGGAUUUAAUUUUAUAUAUAAGCAAACGUUUCUUUAACAUUUUUUAUUGCGAUUACAUCGGAUGACGCAGAUUCAAAAAGAUGCCGUUCAUGGUCAUCGAUAACAAAAAACACACACGGGUCAAUUUUACAUUCGUAGAACCUCUGUACAUUGCCUACUGUGGCCUAUUGGAUAAUACGGCCCUGGUGAGUGGGUGGGUGUGUGAGUGGGUGGUUGAGUGGCUGGGUGAGUGGCAUAGGGACCUCGCAGACAUGACGGAACGUCUGACAUGAAAUACUCUGCUCGGUGAUAUGAUAUACAGGGUGUUUCAAAGAGAUGGACCCGAUUUGAAAUCUUUCAAAUCGGGUCAAUCUUUUGAAACAUCCUGUAUAUUUUUUUCCUCCUGAUGACGAUCGCUUGUGUUGUGAUCGAAACGUCGUAGUUUUUACUUUAUUUUCUUUCAUUUUUUCUAUCUACGUGACUUUACCGAAAGAUCCAAAGAAUAGGAUACGAAAUAAAGUUAAAGAUUCGUACACUGGUCUUAGAAAAGUCAGGGUCAUGUUUUACACAUCUAAUGUUUUGCCUUUUUGUAUCGAUUCUUUGUGUUCAUGUUGUUUGUUGUGAGUCGAUGUCGUGCCCCCCGACUGGACAUCUGACAGCUGAUCGCAGCUCGUUGGGUUCCUCCUGUCUAAAGUAUUAAGAAUGUGACAUUUACCGUGGUAAAGAUGUGUUUAGAGUCGUUCUUUGUGUUGCAAGACUCACAUUGUACUUGAGUGGAUUCUGGAAAUAAAAAUAAAAACUCGUU